UGACCUGAAUAUGUGUGGCUAAGGAGGAUUCAACCGACCUCUUUUGAUAUCAUGGAUUUAAGGACGACAGUGCAUCGUUUUCGUGCUCAUCUUCAACGGAUAGGCCUUCGUCUCGAAGGCGGUUACAUGGCGAGUGUGAUGACGGAUGUCCCUGUGGUCUGUUGAACUGUGACGAGAGGAAGGGCUCGUUUAGCAGUAUCGAUGGACAGUAUCGAUAAGUCAUCAAUUAAAAGCCGGACUGAGUGGCCUCUUUAUGCAGUUUUGGAAUUUUAUUGUCUCCGCCCGCCCUGCCUGCUUCUGUCUUAGCUGACUGGAACUGGAUAUCACUACUUCGUCGUAACAUCGGAAUUACUGUGAGACAACAGUAUUUACUUCUCGAGUGAGGAAGUGAAGCUGUGUCAGGUUAGCUAUAUUUGAUCGAGAUAAGACCGGAAGUUGGGGGAUUCUGCCUUCAUAAUAAAGGCGCCAAAAAUAUCAGUCGUGACUUUUAAUUAUAUUGUUUGGAAUUGGACUGGGCGAUAAAACGAGCGAACAGGACGACGACUAUACUGCAACACUCCGCUUAGUCUCAGAGUAUUGCGUGUUUAUUAUUACUCUGAGACACUGCACUGUUAAUACAUCUCCAAGCGUUUUAUUUUGGAAGCUGUUAACGGAUAUUGUUCUUGGUUCUGCGGUUCUCAGCCUGGUAGGAAGGGGGAUGUGGCCAGGAUGUAUUUAUGCUGCUGUUCAAGAUAUGAAAAUCAUUGAAUCGGCGCUGCUUCGGGAGCCCUGCUUCACCACCGGGCACAGCGGAGGUAACGACAGUGCCGCCGGUCGUCAACGUGGUUGUUGUCGGUGGUUGAAAACGGCGACCACGACCGAGGCUUCUGUGCUGGUUUCGUCUGGACUGGACCAUUUCCAUGAAGGCUUCUCAACCUCACGCCCAAACAGUUUGUUGAAUUUGUGUGCGGGGCUGUAUUCUUUGCUUAUGUAAUAACAGCAUGUGAAUCGACACAGUCACGUCAAUUUUUUCAUUAUUCAUUUAGUUUUUUUUUAGUUUUGGACAAAAGGCUUUGUCGUCUUUCCUCUUUUUAAAAAAUCUAUCUAAUAUUAGUUUUUUAAAAAACAAAUGUCAACAACUCAGCACCAAGUGAUGAUGGAGUCCUCUCUAGCUCUCGGUAGACUGGAACUGACCCCCGGCUCAGCCGCUGUUGGGGUCAACCUGACCCCGCGGCUCCCCGGUGCCCCUCUCGCGAAAGAGAAGAGCGGCCAGCGUCCUCUGGGGCCACAAGGCCAGGCCAUUCUGAACGGCUGCGUCCCGCUGUCACAUCAGGUGGCGGGUCAUAAGUAUGGAGUGGAUAAAGUGGGUAUUUUACAGCAUCCAGAUGGAACAGUCCUGAAGCAGCUUCAGCCUCCACCAAGAGGUCCACGAGAGAUGCAGUUUUACAGCAUGGUGUUUGCAGAGGACUGCUGUGAUCCAUGUCUCCUGGAGCUCCAGAGCCACCUUCCCAAGUACUAUGGCACGUGGUCGUCUCCUGACAGCCCCAGCGACCUGUAUCUGAAGCUGGAGGACGUGACUCGUCGUUUCGUCAAGCCGUGCAUCAUGGAUGUGAAGUUGGGCCAGCGGAGCUACGACCCUUUCGCCUCGCAGGAGAAACGGGAACAGCAGAUCAGAAAAUACCCACUGAUGGAGGAGAUUGGCUUCCUGGUCCUCGGCAUGAGGGUGUAUAAGGUGUGCAGUGACACUUUUGACUCCUACGACCAGCACUACGGAAGGGGACUGGUUAAGGAUACUAUUAAAGAUGGCCUGGCUAAAUUCUUCAAUAACGGCGUCUGUCUGAGAAAGGAUGCAGUGUCAGCCAGCAUCCACAGGGUGCAGCAAAUCCUCCGCUGGUUCGAGUCUCAGCACCAGCUCGCCUUCUACGCCAGCUCUCUUCUCUUUGUCUAUGAGGGUCUCCCCCCCUCCUCCUCCUCCUCAUCCUCCCUUUCCUCCCUCCUCAGCUCCCCGUCGAUCAGCCCGACCGCGGUGAAAAACUGCCACAGUUCGCCGGUGGGCGACGGCUGUCAGAGGGGAGAGGGGAAAGCGAGACAGGAGGGGGCAGGGCAGAAGGAGGAGGUGGCUGAGUACAACAACAACAACAUUCAGGUGGUGGUGCCCUGGGACUACAGCCUGGCCACCAUUUACACCAACCACAGGAAACGUGACCACCACCACUGUGCCAAGGGUCACAUUCAUGGCAGCGGCGGAGGCGGCGAGGCCCUGGAGACGACGGCGAGCUCAGUUUCUGGAGACAACAGCUCAGCGCUGUGUCAAGAAGACAACCUGGCCUGGAAACGAACGGGGGAGUCACAGCAACCACCGAAUGGAAACGGAAACAAAUCACAACUGGAAAGGAAGGCUGAGGAAGGAGAGAGAGAGGCCCUGGACAGGAGGAGGAGGAGGAGGAGGAGGGAGGAGGAAGAGCUGAAAGGACCAGAUGCAACGGAGGAGAGCGGAGGAGACACAGACACAGAGGUGGAGGUCAGGAUGAUCGACUUUGCCCACGUUUUCCCCAGCGAGAGCCGCGAUCACGGCUACAUCUACGGCCUCAAACACCUGCUGACGGUGCUGGAGCAGAUCCUCUGUGACGCUGCCUAGAGCUCUCACCCCCCCACCCCCUCCACCCCACCCUCUGAACCUCCUGACCUGCUCAAAGUGAACCAGCCCUCCUCCACCUCUCAAAAGACAGAUGCCUUCAGAGGAGAGACGGAAGCAUCAAAGAAGUGAAUAUUAAAAGUGAACCAUCAUCAUCAUCAUCAUCAUCAUCAUCAUCAUCAUCAUCUCACCUGAUUGUGAUGGUCCGUCGGUCGACUCUGUGUCUGUGCAUGUGUGUGUGUGUGUGUGUGUCUGUGAGCAGAGCGGAGGCUGUGGCUGGCAGCUGUAGAUUCCCUGCGAUCAGCAGCACUACACGCACUAAUCAACCCAUGAAGGCAUUACAAUCCUGUACUUAAACGCAACAUCUUCAGGUGCAUGAUUUACUGAUGCUCGGACAAACUCCACGUCAGCUGACCUCAACGUUAGGAAUGCUUUUCAGUUGCAUCCGUCUGAAACUGUACAUCAGGACAUCUGAAAUAAGGCGCAGGCAGUGAGACAGUCAGGUGAAAGGAAUUUUUCUAUUCCGUUUACACCAUAGUAAUUUUCUGUUUUCUCUAAAUUGCCAAAUGUAAACAUCCAAAUCUCUAAACACUUUCUUAAUUCUGAAUUCUUUGGAAAUGUCAUAUGUAUUUUUGAUCAAACAGUCCUAACUCAAGGUCCACUCACUCCAGAACUUUCAGUUCCAUCUGCUGACAUGUGACACUCAGACACUGUUAGGAUUUCAUCAGUUAGUACUUGGAUCAGGAUUUAGGCUGAUCCACAGGUCUUGAAAGUUAAAUGCUGAAUAAUGGAUUCUGACAGAGCUGAGAUAAGGUGUACUACUGGACAAUGCAGUCUGCCUAGAAAACUACCUAAACUACAGAAACUGUUAGACAGAGCACAGUUAAACUUCAUCCUGCCGCAACACUCAGAUAUUUAGUUUCGAUCCAUAUCCAGGUUAUCCACAGUGAUUCUUUUAGGCUUACAGCACACUGUCAGAUUCCAAACAAACAUUCCUUCAUUGUUCAAGUUUGCGAGCAUCUGGUAAAACUGGAGUCUGAGGAAUGUUGAGCUUUAAGUCGGGUUGUCAUUUGUGUUUUUGUUUAAACCACUGUCUACAGGUAUCUAACUCAGGUAAAUUUACUGUAAGAAAAAAAUGUUUAAUGUUACUACUAUUGUCCUACAAGAUGAUCCUCAUGCUGUCUGGUUGUUCAGCUCUAAAUGAUUGUUUUAUAUAGUCUUAUCUCAUGAUUGACCUUAUCUCAUCAAUGUUGACCUUGAGUCAUGUUUUGACCUCUUAACCUUAUACAAUGACCUUACACACAUUGUGUUGUCUUUUACCACGGCUAUCUUAAUUGUUGUUGUACAUGUUUGGCUGCCAAAUCACCUCUUCUUUCUGAAGCCUGUGCUCUUUGCUGUGCUGUUCUCUGUGGACUUCCAGUGCCAUUGGCCUAGCAUUAACCAUGAGCUACUUUGUGAUUUCGAGUUCGUGUAAUGAAUUGAUUUAUGAUGAGGCAGCAAUCGGAAAAGCCGCAAUGUCCUUCCCAGUUUCAGUAGAGAUGAAUAUUAGGAUGUUUGUGUGAUGACAAAUUAAAGGAAAAGCUUGAUAAAUUUAAGGGGGGGGGGGGGUGUUACAGAAUUUUCCUUUAAUUUGUCAUCCGUCUGUCUAUGAUACAUGAUGUGCUGUGAUUGGUUAACAUGUUACCUGAUAAGACAUAACUUCCCGUAGGAUUUUAAGACUGUAGUGAGAAGAUAUUUGAGACAUGCUGCUUUAAUGAGAUUCUACUGACUGACUCACUGCUAAAGAGAGAAAGACAGCAACUGAAUGGAGGGGAGGGGAGGGGAGGGGAGGGAGGGGUUAGCACAGGAGUCAACACUUCUUAUUUUACACUAAUUUCAGGUGGAGCUGAACUGGCUAAUGUUGCUUUUUAACUUUUGAUUUUUGAAUUGUUUUAUUGAAGUCAUGUAUGGUGGGUGCUGAUUGAUACAUCGAUAGACACGCUGAUGCCGGGGAUCUUCUGUGUACGCUGGUUUAGUGAAACUGUAUUCGAUCUCCAUUGAGGCUGAUCUGGAGGCUCAGAGGAAUUCCAAGGCCCAACGCAGCCUUAGCUGCUAGUUCUUUUGUCAUGUGGAGAGAUAACACAACAUCUUGUGUUUUCUUGCAGUCAUGACUUAGUUAUCUCCUAUUCUCCAGGAGCUGAUACCUUCAAGCUCAGAUUGUGUCCAGCUGUGCAGUGAGUUUGAUAUGUCAUGGAACAUCUGGAUAGCCUGUAAAAUAUGGAAGCCUGUCACACUGAGAUAGAGACAGGGCAGGAUUAGCAGUGUGGGCCCCAGACUCCCAGGAACCCCAGGUAGGUUCACUGUCUGGCUUGUAGUAAUUUCUGGUCAGUUCAGGGUCUUUUUCAUACCAAACAGAGGAAUUUAAAAAGUCCAUGUUUAGUAAUAUGCACCUUUUAAAGCACAAUAGGAAUGGAGAUGGAGAGUUACAGGCUGAAGCUUUCAGUGGGGGUUUUUACAGAUGCACAGCACUGAGAUGUUGAGUAGAUGUACGUCCUUACCUCAGUCUGAUCUACAGUCUGACUCCUGCAUUAGUCUGAUGCUACUUUGCAGUGCGAUGGCAGCCAAUGAAUCUCUCUAUCUAACACACUCGGACAAAUAUAACAGACUUGUAACGAUUUGGACAAACUCGGCUUCAGAGACUCGGCUGUGUGUUUUAAAGACGUUUUUGCUUCAUCGUCCUUACAUGCUGAGCAGUUGCCUUUUUGCCACUGUCUAGUCGUAAGGUGCGUGUAAAGGUUUACUGACUCUGCUCUCCACACUUACAACAGAGCUGCUUUCAAAUCUCAUGCUAAAUCUCACUGCCCUAGUUCGCCACAAAUCCACUUUGAUUUUUGACCUACAAUAUGCACAGGCCUCUGCAGCUUGUAACAUAUGAAUAUAACGAACUAUAUGAAAACACUCACCUUUAGGAAAUGAUCUGAAUUUAGAUGUGAUUUUAAUCUGAAGAAAAGGAGACAGUAGCAUAUAACCUUCUCUGUAACAUUGUUUCUUUUUAAUAAACUCAAUCAUCUGUUUGGAAUAAUCAAUGUGAAAGUUUAGGACUCUUUUAAGGGACAUUUACAGGAGCUAGAGAAGAGCUGAUUUUUUAAAAACAUUUUUUAAUCACUGCCUUAUUUUCUGUUCAUGUCUCCAUGUUGUAUCAUUAUUAUUAUUGUUGUUGUUAUUGAUCAUUCUGGCAGCUUUGUGAAUCUCUGUGUUUCUAGCCUGUUGUAUUAUGGCUAACUAACAAGAAGCAUAUCAUGCAUUUGCAUACAGGGCAUUGUUGAUUGAAAAGAUUUAAUUGAGUCACAGUGAUGGAACUUUUGACUUUAGGUCCCUUCAAUUAGUGGAAAAAUCAACCAAUGUUACUUUUGUUUCAACAGCACAUGGACUAGAUUCACUGAAUGUUCAAAAGAUUACAAGCACCUGUCUGAUGGAAUGGAAGGUUUUUACUUGUGCUCAUUUAUUUCUCAUCAUAUCUUCUUUACCUUACAGCCCGUCACCUGAACCACAGUGACCACAGUGCUGUAGAUUACUGUAUGUGUUUCUCCAGCCACAGGUUCUCAUUCCACAUUAUGUCUUUCUUUACUGUUUCUCUGUCGAUUCUAAAUGCAGACUGACAUGAAAAAGUCUGAAUCACACACACAUAUAAGAACAUAGCAGAGAUAAAAGAGACUAAAAAUGCCCAGGAGUUAACCACUGGAGUAAUUAUAGGCUUUUAUAGUGUUAUAGUGCUGUUAUACUCAACUAUAACUGUGUCAGUUAAUAAAAUGAUUUAAAAAAAACUAGCACAAACAAAUUCAUAACAUUUGCAUUUGAAUGGAGCAAUAUAAACUAUUAAUCAAAUUUAAUUUAAUGAUGAUGUAAUAAUUGCAAUGUGAAUUUUAUAUAGGGCUUAUAUUUUUUCUUGCUCUGAUGAUCUAUUUUGGCUGUCUCUCAUAUUCACUCUAACAUCUCAUUUACAGUUUUUAUUUUUUGCCACAGUGAAAGCCACUGAGCAGCAGGAAGAACUCAGAUUGAAAUCUGACCAAUCAGAGCUUCUGCUGCUCCAUCACAUCGUUUUAUUUCCUGGUGGCACACUGCUCAUGCAUCUAUUAAAUACAGUGAUGACAUGGAAACUAUUUCAUAUGUGGUUUUUAUUUACUGGAUUUUAUUUAUGCAAAUUAAUGAAUUCAUGAUUGAUUAUAAUUAACCAGCACAAAGGUCUAUAAUUAUUCCAGUGCACACUCCAGGCUCAGAUCUUAAGUACCUUUCAAGUCAAGCAUUUUUCUACCACAUAGACAACAUUGGCUGCCUAGACGGUAGAAGACGACUAAUUAGAGUAGUUAUAGAAGCCAUAUGCAGUUUGUGGUAAUUAACCUGCCUGUGCCUGUUGGCACUGCAGCAACACACACACAUCAACUGUUCCCAACCAGUGACACAACUGAUCACUGUUACAUUUAAUAUCUGAAGCUAAGCAAAACAAGAGUUGUGCAAAAUGUGGAUGUUGUCUGGAUUUGGACCUGGCUAAUACUGCUCACCUCUACUGCCUCAGAAUGUUGCAGUAUAAUCUCUGAAUGCACCUUUAACUAAUACUGGAAAUAAACAUGACACCAUUAUGGGCCAGACUUAUGAGAAUACAAUGCGAGUGUAUUGCAUCAGUCCAACUGUGGUCAGUAGAAAUUAAACUGGUGUUUUCACCAGUGAUGAUUAAGAUGAGAAAUGUCAGACUGACAGUGAUUAGGUGAAACAGUCAAAGUGAACCUGUGUGUGUGGUCUGGAUCUAUGUUGUUCUCUGUGUGCUCUACCCAUGUGUUUACACUUCAGUUGCUCUCCUCGUGACCAGGAGAGGUGAGUCCGAGGCCAGGAAGUGGUUUAUGUUCUGUAACUCCAGGUCCUCAACAGGUUGUUGGGCACUGGCUGAAACAAAACUCUUUCUCCUGUGAAGUUAUUUUCUUCUGACCAGUCUCUCUCCAUGAAAGAACCGUAAAGCUGCUGUGACAUGUUUUAGACCAUUAACCACAGAUUAUGUGCACUGUACAUUACUGCCAGCUAAUUUCAAAGCAUAAUUGCUGUAAUCAGAUACAUUUGUCAUUAUCAGAUCAGUUUUCACUCAAAUGUAGUUAUCACGUUCAGAACUUAAAAUCAGUUGAGUCAUGUAAAUUGAAAUGAGUUAGAGACAGACACUGUUAGCUCACUUGGAUGUGCUUUCUUGUGUGAAGAAAGUUUCGGAUGCUUUGAAAAAUAGAUGGCAGUAUUAUGAAAUCAAGCACAUGGUGUAAAAUCAUUGGGUAAAAUAUGAAAAAUCAGCUGUAUGGUUCCUUACUGGGGUCCAGGAAGAAAAAAAAAAUAACGGGGUGUCUAUGGGACGCUAGUGUCUUCUCAGCCAAUCAGAAUCAUUUGCUUUCAGUCGCUAUGACACAGCUCCAUCUGAAACCAUGUGAUAUUCUGUUGCAUGCUGCAUUCACGUCCUGUGAGAAGAACCAGCUGAAAGGUUCAGUUAAGUUCACACAGUGAAUUCUAUCUUACACUACAUUUAUCAGAUGUUUACUAAGCUAUCUGCACUCAAGCAGUUCAAACAUGAGAUGAGUCUGUCCCUUUGAACACGAAUGCAGCAUUAAGGACAGAAAAGGCGUCUUGCACACCUUUGUUUUACUGCAAAACAUUAUGUAAGUUCAGACAAAAAUGAUCUCUGGUUCUGAUUGGUUGUGGGUGAUGACUUUUGACCCACUUAAGUGUCUUCAUGUGACACCUGAUGGAAACUUUCAGGUGUAAAUGCAGUCAGUAUGGCUGACUGUAGAAUACCCUUCACCUGGUGUAAAAGGUUAACAGUGUGAAUGUCUGUAGCAUGCUGUUGUUGUGCUGUCAUCAUGAGAACAAAACCUGUUUAAGGAUAAAGUGUGACCAGAGCAGUCCAGGUCCAACACAUGGGGGUUUAAUGAGGACCCGGAUUUUGAGAGUGUUUGAAUUUUGAUAUACUGGAUUUAACACAUCUUAUAAAUGAGCCUGAAACAGAACAGAAAUUAUCAUCAGUGUAAAUAAGGAGAGGAAACAGUUGAAGUCCCUCCACAGCUACAAACCUGAUAAUCAUUAUUUUUUCAACAAUAAAAAUAUUAAUCAGA
Messenger RNA from Lates calcarifer (barramundi perch), 8733 nucleotides. RefSeq names its product inositol polyphosphate multikinase b (gene ipmkb). Lineage: Eukaryota; Metazoa; Chordata; Actinopteri; Centropomidae. Gene Ontology annotation, biological process: inositol phosphate biosynthetic process. Gene Ontology annotation, molecular function: inositol tetrakisphosphate kinase activity; inositol-1,4,5-trisphosphate 3-kinase activity. Gene Ontology annotation, cellular component: nucleus; cytoplasm. The record is from RefSeq and is a predicted model, not a curated record.